UUCUCUCCUCACCAUCACUGUGUUUCUGCUCUGCUGCUCCGUCAUUGCCUCCCAAGGUUCUCUGGAUAAUUGUGACAUAUACGCUAAAAUUGGUGACAAUGUUAUUGUGCCUCUGGACCAAACAAGUGGAUCCAUGGAAAAACUGAAAUGGAAGUUAGAGAACGAGGUAAUCUUUUAUAGAAUCAGCGGUAAGAUAGCCAUUAACAAAUCUUGUGACAUUACUGCGAAUGGAUCCCUCAUCCUGAAAAAUCUGAAGAAGAGUGAUGCAGGACAAUACAUUCCUGAGGUUUAUGAUCAAAAUGGACGAUACAACAGACAUACAACACAGAAGCUUUUAUGUAUCUUGGACCCUGUAAUGAAGCCUACAGUGACGAUUGAGUGCUUUGAAGAAAAUGUCAACUUUACCUGCACUGUUGAUCAGCAAGGUGUAUCAUAUCAGUGGUAUCAAAAUGAUGAACCAUUGACAAAAGAGAAAGAUUUCAGUCUGAUAAAAACAGCCAAAGAGGUCAAAUCAGACAGCUUCUUUUGCAAAGUUUCCAACCAAGUCAGCUUUGAGAACAGCGAAUCCGUGCUAAUUCCCUCUACAGAAACAUGCCUUAAGUCCAUCAUCCCAAACACCCUCAAGGUCUUACCCGAGGCCCUGCCUCCUGUGGUCCUAGAAGGAAGUGACAUCACUCUGUCUUGCAAUGUCACCCGAGAACUCACUCACCCCACCAACCUGUCUAUCACCUGGUUGGUGAAAAAGGAAGGAGGAAAGGAGGAAAUUUUGACAUUUAGUCCACAGGGAGGUGUGAUUACUGGCACAAAGUUUGCCCAUCAUUAUAAAAAUGGAAGCAUUCGAUUGGCUCCCAGCAGCAAUGAAGUGUUCAAACUAGUGAUUUCCAAAGUGACGAAGUCUGAUGAAGGGAUUUAUGAAUGCAACGGAAACGAAUGGCUGUAUGACAGUAGAUGGAAGAAAAUAAAAAUUUGGGAGAGUACAAAAGAGUUUGGAAAUGUUACUAUCACUCCUGCAGGUUUCCCAAAAGAACUGUUUGGAAUUAGUAUCUGGGUUUUCAUUGGUGGCGGAGGAGGUAUUGUUCUUUUGAUUAUUAUCAUCAUCACUGUUUGCUGCAUUAGAGCCAGACGACAAAAGCACAGACGUCCGUCAGCAGCAAUAAAGAACCUGCAUGACAUCCCCUUGUAAACAAGAGAAACAAUUAGAUGGUUAGCCUGGCUACUAGUCCUGAGCAAAAACUGGUAUCCUUCUUCUAAAGAGUGCACAAAAUUUGGCACGAGGGACACAACUAGAUAUGAUUGAUUUUAGCUGGACCCAGGACCAUUUCCAGCCCUUGUCUUCAAAGACCAAGCUGCCAACACAGAUGAUCAACACAGCUGCAGCUUCAGCAUUAGCACCAGUGCUAGCAUUAGCCAAACACAGCUUAGCUUGUCAAUACAUUUUAAUGAUUUUUCUCUUGUGUAGUUUUGUUUAAUUAGUAAGGUUAACUAACAAGUUUAUAUUUAAGAUUUACUCUUGGAUGCCAAACAUUUUUGUUGAACCUGGCACCUUUGGUGUGGUGUGGCUUGCACACAUGUGUAAGCACAUGUGACUACACAGACAAGGAACCACAGGUCCCGAUAGGCAGUGGUUCUCAAACCACUGCCUAUAAAUAUAUAUGUACAUAUCCCGCCCCCCAGUUUGAGAACCACUGCUAUUGGCUUCACAUGUUCACCGGUCACAGUAAUAGCAGCCAUCUUGGAAUGUCACAGUUCUCAUCUUGUGAACCUUUUUUUUUUUUGUCUAAUUAUCUUCUUCAGUUUAUAUCCAUUAACACAAUCUCACAAAUCCCCCUUCAUACCUACAAGGGUGAUUAUUGUAUCAAUAGUAUUUCUUUUAAUGUAUCAUGGAUUAAUAAUCACUGUAUUUACCUUGAAUAAAUUCUAUGUAUAAAAAGUUAUUUGUGGUUAUUUUGCAGAUGUAUUGUGAUAGGUCAGUCCUCAGAUUCAUAAUCUUCAUAGCCUGAUCUGUGUGUCAUAUUUGUCCCACAAUGACACACACAGAGACCAACAGACUCCUGAGGCUCAUACCAAUGUUUACUUAUUAGAUUCCAGGUUUCCAUGGUGAUGCACCAUGAUUAAUAACUAAAUUAGCUCCUACCAAUCCCCCAACUGUGUGGGUGUCUGCUGCUGUUGUUACAGAUGUGUCCCGCUGUAGAAUCUCAUCAACACGGCAUCUCAAACUGACAGAUGUUGAUUCCUUUUGGUCUUCAUGACAAGAAAAGGUGAUUAUGGAU
This is a messenger RNA of Melanotaenia boesemani (Boeseman's rainbowfish), 2270 nucleotides long. RefSeq lists its product as uncharacterized. NCBI's taxonomy places the organism in Eukaryota, Metazoa, Chordata, Actinopteri, Atheriniformes, Melanotaeniidae. The transcript is spliced from 8 exons. Bases 134 to 1183 code for a protein of 349 amino acids. The record is from RefSeq and is a predicted model, not a curated record.